GUCCAAAAUAUUUUAAAAAACACUUUCCUAACUCACGACCCUUCGCAACCACCAGUCAACCCCUAACACUCCCCAAUCGUUUUAAUUUGUGAUCUUGUGAUAGAAUGCUCGACGUUAUGUACCCAUUUAUGGCAUUCAUGAAUGUUGAAAGUACACGCUGCUACAUCGACGACUUAUAUUCGGCGGACCCGGAGAAAUGGCUGCAGUCGAUUCGCUGCAUCAAAAACAACGUCAUAGGCUCCAACAAACAGAAAGAGUGUGUAAUUGCACAAGGCAUUCUCCCAAGACUCCUACAACUUCUACAGGAUAAAUCAGUGAAAACGGCGGUGCGGGUGGAGGCGGCGGUGACAAUCGGCUCAUUGGCGAAGGGCACAAGUAGACACAUUGAACUAAUCAUCACUGCAGGCACCAUUGCAUUGCUAUUGAGUGUGAUUGAAGAAUCAGACCCCAGCCUGAUUGAUGCAUGUCUAUGUUGCCUGCGGACUCUUGCCCAGCAUGACACCAAGAUUAGGAAUAUUAAAUACACAUUGAGCCAACUAGAGAAAUUGCUGAGCUUUGCAGGCCCAGCUGAGAAUAUGUUGAGGCAGUCCUGUGUGGCAAGCAUAUUGAUUGCCGCGUGUAGGGGCGCACAGGAACAGAACGAUUUGUGCACAGUGCAUGCACCUAGCGUACUCGCGUCGUUGGUCUGUGUCGAGCAUCUGGCUGUGCGCAUUCCCACGUUGACUUGCAUCGCCGCGAUGAGCUUUAACAAUAAGGCGGCCGCUAUGGAGAUUGCGAACACGUCUUAUAAAGAUAUCAAGAUUCCUUAUGUUUUAGUUGAAUUAGUUUCUAGAGAUAAACCUAUUGAGAUGCAGCUGGAAGCUGCCAAAUGCUUAACGAAUAUUCACAGAGCUGGUGUAAUACCAUCUACAGAUCCAAUCAUCACGUAUCGAACGCUUCCCUGCUUGGUGCGCAUCUGUCAAACAGAACACACCGAAGAGCAACGCGCGCGAGCUGCGGACACGCUAGCUUACUUAACCGAAGUCGACAGCGACUUGCAACAAACAGCGGCGAUUUCAAAUCAGUUGGUAUCUUCCCUUGCGACACUUCUAGUAUGUGAAGGUGCAGCAGCACGACAAGCCGCCUUUCGAGCCUUUGCUUCCCUAGGUGCAAAUGACGAGGAUAUUCGCAAGCGCAUUAUCGAAACACAACUCUUAAUGGAACGGGUGGUACAGGGUCUUGGUGAUAACGACGAGAAUGUGCGUCUUGCCGCUGUGCGGUGUCUGCAUUCACUCAGCAGGUCGGUGCAGCAGUUACGCACGACGUUUCAGGACCAUUCGGUUUGGAAACCCAUCAUGGCAUUAUUAGCAGGUUCACCCCCUUUUGAAUUACUUAGCGCGACAUCUUCCGCAUUGUGCAAUCUACUCCUCGAGUUCUCCCCAGCGAAAGAAUCGAUGAUCCAACAAGGUGUCAUCCAGUUUCUGGCUGCUCUAACGACGAGACCUGAACCCGCGCUUCGAUUAAACGGAGUGUGGGCACUGAUGAACCUCGCGUUUCAAGCAGAUCAAAAAGUUAAGUCAAACAUCCUCACCGCACUCGAAACCGAUCAAAUCUUCCGACUACUCGCCGAUAUGGACGUGCGAGUUUUAAUGAAAACGCUAGGUUUAUUAAGAAAUCUCGUCUCGCCGCGUGAGCACACCGAUAAUAUGAUGACGCUGCAUGGGCCACAAGUUAUGCAAGCGGUGGUUUUAGUUUUGGAAGGUCCUCACACACCAGAAGUGAAAGAACAAGCCUUGUGUAUAUUAGCGAACAUCGCCGAUGGUGAACGAGCGAAAGAUCACAUCAUGGAAAACGAGGACGUGUUGAAGAAACUAAAGGACUACAUGACACACCAGGCGCCCGGGCUGCAGGCAGCGGCAAUCUUUUGCAUCGGUAACCUGGCACGCAAAGGUGAACCCGGCGCGUUCGAAAGACAAAACAAGCUGAAAGAACUCGGAAUGAUCAACAUUCUGCAUCAGCUCGCGUCGACCACCUCCGACAGUCUUCUGUUCGAUAGAGUAAAGUCUACACUGACGCACUUUCCCGAUCUGUGAAGUUUAUGAAUUUAUUUAUACUGAUAAGUUACUCUCGUGGUGCAGCUACCAACAAACGAAUGUCCAAGCAAAAGAAAAUGAAAAACGAAAUGUAAUUCAAUGUGAUGUGUAGACUGAUGACAUGCUCAUAGUAUUUAUCGUUUAUUUGUUCAAAGGAUAAAACAUUUGACAAAUGAAUCUCUUAAAAUCA
This is a messenger RNA of Dalotia coriaria, 2262 nucleotides long. Its product is annotated as armadillo repeat-containing protein 8-like. Gene Ontology annotation, molecular function: protein binding. The record is from RefSeq and is a predicted model, not a curated record. Bases 105 to 2072 code for a protein of 655 amino acids. Gene Ontology annotation, cellular component: GID complex. Gene Ontology annotation, biological process: proteasome-mediated ubiquitin-dependent protein catabolic process. Lineage: Eukaryota; Metazoa; Arthropoda; Insecta; Coleoptera; Staphylinidae. The transcript has 6 exons.